Lingula anatina is the source of this 1307-nucleotide messenger RNA. RefSeq lists its product as uncharacterized. Gene Ontology annotation, molecular function: guanyl-nucleotide exchange factor activity. The record is from RefSeq and is a predicted model, not a curated record. Lineage: Eukaryota; Metazoa; Brachiopoda; Lingulata; Lingulida; Lingulidae. Gene Ontology annotation, biological process: positive regulation of Rho protein signal transduction.
AUUGUAUAAGGUGAGGUUGGGUCAGUGAUGAUUAUUGUUUGAUGUUUUAUGUACUUUGUACUUUUACAGGCUGCAGCUCCACUUCUGCUAGAACAACUGGAGAAGGAGAAAGAGCUACUGCGGAUUUUUCUACAUGUGUCUCAAACAGAAAACUCCUUGCUCAGGAGAAUGAAUCUCAAGUCUUUUCUCAUGGUGCCUGUACAGAGAAUCAUGAAGUACCCUCUGCUCCUUGGGAGGUUACACAAGUCCACAUCUAGUCAUCACGAAGACAGGGAAGCAAUAAAAGAAGCUCAAUGUAGAGUAGAAGAAAUUCUGGAUCAUAUCAAUGCAAAAACCAAAGCCUCAGCCACUGGUCUCAGAUUGCGGAGAAAAGGAUCUGGCUCCAAGAAGAGCAUAGGUACUGACAAUAUAGAACUAAACAAGGUUGCCUUGGAAACGCUAUGUUGGACCAGGAAUGAGGUAAAAAUAAUUACUGCUGGAAAGCUACAGUAUGCACAGCCUGCUGACUCUACCUGGCCCAGGAAGUACAAGAAUCUCAAGUUUGCACCUAUUUUUGGUGUUUUGGCCACACUUGGAAAUCCCAAGCCUUACAACACACUGGAUGAAGUGAUGCUGUUUCCCAGACCACAUACAGUCCCACAGCAGGCAGCGCUUGUGAUCAUACGGGAGAAAGGAGGACGCUUUCAAAGUAUUAGGGAACCUAUGUAUCUAGACAAGUGUGUAGUUGCCAUAGACCCAGAACUGCCAGAGGUCUUUGAGAUCCAUGAGAUGGCAAAAGAUGUCUUUCUCUUUAAGUCUGAAGACCCCAAAGACACCUUAUUGUGGUACCGCCACUUGAAGUAUUUAAGUCUCGGUCAAGGAGCCUGGAGACAUAGAAGAAAUGGACUGGCCAAUAUCAUGAUAAAAAAUAAACCAAAACCAGUUUAAAAUUUUGCAAAUCCCAUAAUAUAAUUAUUAUUGUGAAAAGUGUUCUCUUGUGCUGCUUUAGAAUUAUACAACAUAGUAUUGAAUAUAUUAGGAGAUAAGUGAUCUUUACUUCAUUUAAGAUGAUAUUUCAAAGACUAUGAAAACCUUCCUUCUAAGGGAAAUACCAGAGAAGUUCAUUGCUUGGCAAAUGUGAUAAAAAAGACAAUCAGAACUAUUGCCCGGACUGUUUAUUUUACACAAGAUUUUCCCAGUGAUGUUGUUGUUCUGAAAACAGAGUUGUGGGCGUUCAAGGUUGUGUCAUGCAGCUUCGGACAAUGUGAAAAUGGUGCCAUGUGUAUCACAUGGCUCCGUACUUCUGGUGGGUCUAGUGUUUUGCUAAA